This is a messenger RNA of Elephantulus edwardii (Cape elephant shrew), 3780 nucleotides long. RefSeq names its product zinc finger protein 804B (gene ZNF804B). Lineage: Eukaryota; Metazoa; Chordata; Mammalia; Macroscelidea; Macroscelididae. Gene Ontology annotation, cellular component: nucleus. The record is from RefSeq and is a predicted model, not a curated record. Bases 1 to 3780 code for a protein of 1259 amino acids. The transcript is spliced from 4 exons.
AUGGUGAUUAAUAGCUCUGACUUUGCCGAAAAGGAGAAGGCCACAGCAAAGGCCUUGGAAGAUGUAAAGGCAAACUUUUACUGUGAAUUAUGUGACAAGCAGUACCACAAACACCAGGAGUUUGACAAUCACAUUAAUUCUUAUGAUCAUGCUCAUAAGCAGAGACUGAAAGAAUUAAAGCAGCGGGAAUUUGCUCGAAAUGUAGCUUCCAAGUCAUGGAAAGAUGAGAAGAAACAAGAAAAAGCACUUAAACGUCUCCAUCAACUGGCUGAGUUGAGGCAGAAGUCCGAAUGUGUUUCUGAAAAUGGACCAUCCUACAAAGCUUCCAGAAUAACAAUAGAAAAGCAACUCGAGCAAGGAAUCUUCCCAAUUAAGAAUGGUAGAAAGGCAACAUGCAUGAAGAGUGCUCAUCUCCUGAAAGGACGAAGUCUCUCCAGAAAUAUUUCUGAUAAACAGCGAUCCAUCAUGCCAAACAGACACCAGUUGCCCACAGACAGACGUUACUUGUUUGGAAAUCGAAUGUCACAAACAUCACCAGACCCAAACACUGUUAGUCACAAGAUCGGCGUAUCAUUUUCAUUUUCAAAAAAAGUGCAUCUAAAAUUAGAAUCUUCUGCUUCGGUUUUUAGUGAGAACACAGAAGAAAAUCAGGAUUGUAGCAAGUCACCAGUUUAUAAAACACACCAAGCCUCAGAGACAUGUAAGUGCUGCACAUAUGCAAACAAGGAUACACACCUCACUAAAAAAGAUGUAAACAUUGCACCACACCAUCUGGAAAGUGUUUUGCACAAUACCUUCUCCUUUAGCAUUAAUAAUUUGCAAGACAAAAAUGACUCUACUGGUGAGACUCUUAAAGAUCCAUUUGGCAUUCAUGCUUCAUUCUCUAAAUCUAGCACACAUCAUUCAGAUGUGAAAUUUACACCUUCCAGCAGAGAAAAGGAAUCUCCAAAUACACGGAAGAAUGCUUGGCAAAACCACAGUAAUCACCCAAGCCAGGAAAAUGCUGCUUCCAGCCCACCAUGUAUUUACAAGCACAGUGAUGCCAGACAACUCCAACAUCUGGACGCACUUCCUUCACCAGAGCCAAGCGAGCAAAGCAAUGCCACACACCUGAGUCACAAUCCCAGAACUGAGAACAGAGAUGAAUCUUUAGAUGAAACAGGAAAAGUGAGCAAAAAUAUGAAAAGGCUCAUAAGAGAAACAUGUCUCCAUGACGUGAAGUCUAAACAACUGCCUUUUCUUCAUGUACAAAGCAAGGACGGCCACACCACUCUCCAGUGGCCUACAGAACUUUUGCUCUUUACAAAAACACAGCCUUGUAUCUCUUAUGGCUGCAACCCAUUAUAUUUUGAUUUCAAGCUUUCUCGGAACUCGAAGGAUGACCAUGAUCCAGAAGACUUCCAAGCGGAACUGGGGAAGAAACCUUGUAAGAGAAAGACUAAAAUAGAGAGCCAAUCCUCGUGUUUAAUCAAAGACCAAUAUGAAAUGAUCCAAGAAGAUAAUCAAUCUCUAAAACCAAAGAUGAUUAAAAUUAAUCCAGAUUGGGAAAAUUUCCAGAGAAAAUAUAAUUUGGACUUGAAGGAUUCUGAGCAAAUUAUGGCUGAACAUCAUUGCAGUACAAGUGAUUUGGAUAUGAAAAAUCCUCAAGUGCCUGCUUACCUUGAAAUCUCUCUAAAGGACUGUGAAGGCGGUAAGAAUAAUGAUGAUAAAGAAUCGAAAGAAUCGUCAAAUAUCCAUUGGCAAAGCUGCCAAAGAGUAGUUCUAAAUAAUGCAAAUGAAGGGGUAUCUUUUAUGCCCUAUAAAUGCAGGACUAAAAAGAAACAUAAACGGAUUCCCUGUGAAGCUCCGUCAGAAUUUGCAGAUCAUAACCAAUUUGAGUGGGAUUCUAGUCCCUAUGCAGUAGGGGGCCACAGUGAGCAGGAGAAGGACUUCAGCGCACUUUUCAAUAGGGGUAAUUUGCUCUACUUUUGUAAAAGAGAAUGCAACCCAGUUGAAAGACACAAACGGAAACGCAAAAAGCACAAUUGCUUCUCCUUGCCUGAGGAGAUGGUGAAGAGCGACUGCCUUCAGACGGAAACACACAGAACUAGAAAUGGUCCCUUGUGGGAGUCAUUUAUAACCGAAAAGUACUCAAACCAUAAAGACGGUUACUGCAGGGAAAGAUACAAACUGGGAAAAAAUCAGCCGCAAUUUCUGGGAUCAAAAUUCAGGAAAAUGAUCCAUGGUGAUCCCAGCACACCAAUUUCCUGUACGAGAAGCAGAGAAAACCCACCUCCUUGCCAGAGCCUUCAAGACAGCCAACUGGGCUCUGACUCAACAGAGAGCACGUAUCACCUAAAGAAAAAUGAAAGAAGUCAGGAAACUUUGAACAGUUCUGAUAUUUGUGACCUGGGAGAAGUAAAACCUAUGGUGUGUGAUACUGGGAGUAUCAGCUGCCUUCUAAGAAAUCAUUCCAGUGGUCCUUCAGAAAGCGGAGAGUUGAGCAUAUUAAACGGAGAGAGAACCCCACUGACAGCUAAGAGCCUUUUAGAAAGGGUGCAAGCCAAGAAGUGUCAGGAGCUAGCAAGCAAUUUUGGGACUGCUUCACCAAGCUGUAAAAAUGAAUCUGCAGCUUGUUCACAAAUUCAAUGCACACUCAAAUUUGCCCCACUAGGCUGUCCCAAACCAGCAGUGUCUCUUUCUCAGAAACUACAGAACAUGAGUAAAAGAAAACAUAAUAAAUCCCGUACAUCUAUAAGAACUACUGAGGACACAGCAAAAAGUUCACAGACAAGUGAGUCUGUUUUCACAGACAGUGGUUGUGCUAAGCAUCUUUCUCAAGGUUUAAUUCAGGUAAUAGCAGAGUCUCAGUCACCAAACAGUACGAACUCAAAGAAAGAACAGUCACAAUCUUUGAUUAGUAAAGUCCAAACUUUCAUUCAAAGCUCUGACCCAGUACCAUAUGAUUUACCUGGUGCUUUACCAUCUAAUAGAUAUAUUGGUGUUACUAGUUCAACAGAGACCAAAGAGGACCAAAAAAAUCUAGAACUACAGGAUGUAACCAUACAUAUGAAUUGUGUACAAGGGAACAUAAACUCUCAUUAUGACAGAACUAUGCAAAAGCAUGACAACAUAGAAGAUGGAUUAGAAGUAUGUCAUAAAUCUAUCUCUCCCCCUUUAAUUCAACAGCCCAUAACAUUUUCUGCUGAUGAAAUAGAUAAAUAUAAGCUCCUUCAACUACAAGCCCAACAGCAUAUGCAGAAACAACUCCUAGCAAAGCAUCUUCGAGUUUUGCCUCCUGCGGGACCACCUGCCUUCUCUCCAGCCUCAGCUGUACAGGCGGUUCCAGUUCACCAGCAUGCUUCCAUAACCACCAUCCACCACACAUUGCUCCAACAUAUCGCUGUUUCUGCUUCCCUGAAUCCUCAUAGUAAUCACCUACCAAUAACUCAACUGCAUCCUCUUUCUCAACCACAUUUUGCUCCCAUCACAUUUUCACCCCUGGCGCCAGCCAUCAUCCCAGCACAUCCCACUUUCAUAGCAGGUCAUCCCCUGCAUUUAGUCACUGCUACCCCUUUUCAUCCCCCUCAUAUCACACUUCCGCCCCUGCCCCCUGCAGCAUUUAUCCCAGCAUUGUUCAGCCCUCACUUGAAUCCAGCCACAACUUCCAUCAUCCACUUGAAUCCUUUAAUCCAGCCAGUGUUCCAAGGUCAAGACCUUUGUCAUCAUUCUUGCUCCAACCAGAUGCAACCAUUAAAUGGAGUGAAAGAGGCCUUAAAUAUGUCAGCUCACUUGAACUAA